Molecule: messenger RNA, 588 nt
Organism: Psylliodes chrysocephalus
Lineage: Eukaryota; Metazoa; Arthropoda; Insecta; Coleoptera; Chrysomelidae
Source: the annotation of a GenBank genome assembly
AUGGCUAUUAAAGUUACUCCAGCCCACUGGGAAGUUCUACUGAAUUUCAUGGAGGCCCACCCCGAUUUUGCUAGAGGGCGAAUUUCUGGACCAAAUGCCAAAUAUAUAAUGAAGAAAUUAUGGUCAGCAUGUGCCACAAAACUAAAUUCAGUAGGAGGUGGAGCCCGAAAAGUUGAUAAGUGGCAGAAAACAUGGACUGAUUUUAAGUACAACCUUAAAAAGAAGGCCUCAGCUCUCAGGCUGGAGCAAACUGCCACAGGCGGAGGCCCACCUAAUAUGACCCCCCUUUCUGAAGUCGAAUUAAAAAUUUUGGGUAUAUUGGGACAAACUUUUUAUGAAGGUUUAAUAGAGUCAGAGAUUAUACUUCAAAACUCACCAGAGCCCAUGAGUUUGAAUACGCCAAAUGAAGAAAUAGAUACCAAUUUAAUUGGAGAAUGUGGUGCGGUUAAAGAAUGUUCCAAGACGGGUACAAUUCAAAGGACACCCAUAAAGAGGUUUUCCGACCAUGAUUAUGUUAAAUUACCUCAGGGUACACGUCCCAAAAAAAUGAAAACAACUGAAACAGAAAGGAGACGCUAUCUAAGUUAA